This is a messenger RNA of Silurus meridionalis, 2225 nucleotides long. RefSeq lists its product as uncharacterized. The coding region runs from base 71 to 1954 and encodes 627 amino acids. The record is from RefSeq and is a predicted model, not a curated record. Gene Ontology annotation, cellular component: external side of plasma membrane. The transcript is spliced from 10 exons. Lineage: Eukaryota; Metazoa; Chordata; Actinopteri; Siluriformes; Siluridae. Gene Ontology annotation, biological process: immune response.
UCUAAAUCAUCACGCCCACGUUUCCUCUGCACUUAUUAAACAAGACAGAGAAGUUACAAUUUCUGCAGAAAUGGAGUCCAAAUCUUUCCUCUUCGAAGUCCUGUUCUUUCUCACCUGUCCUUUCUUCCAGGCAUCUGCAGGAACACACACUCUGCAGUAUUUCUAUACUGCAGUCACACCAGGAAUAAACUUCCCAGAGAUCUCCGUUGUGGGUCAGGUGGAUGGAGAGAAGAUAGUGUACUUUGACAGCAACAUCAGGAAGAUGAUCCCAAAGACAGAGUGGAUCCAGAAGGUCCAAGAUGAUGAUCCAGAUUACUGGAGCAGAGAGACACAGAAGAUGAUGUAUCAUCAGGAGGAGCUGAAAAUCUUCUUGUUUACAUUCAUGAACCGCUUUAAUCACAGUGAUGGAGUUCAUACACUGCAGUGGAUGUACGGCUGUGAGCUCGGUGAUGAUAACACCAUUAGAGGAUAUGAUCAUUACGGUUAUGAUAAUGAAGAUCUCCUUGCUUUGGAUUUGAAAACGCUAACCUGGAUUGCAGUUUCACCUCCGGCUGUGAUCUCCAAACAUCAGUGGGAGGCUACAGGAGAUGAGGCUAAAAACAGGAAGAGAUACUUGGAAGUGGAGUGUAUCAACUGGUUAAAGAAGUUUGUGUCUUAUGGCCGGGAGACUCUGAAGAGGAAAGUUCCUCCUACAGUGUCUGUGUUCCAGCAACACUCAUCCUCUCCAGAGGUGGUGUGUCAUGCUACAGGUUUCUUCCCCAAAGCACUGCUGAUCUCCUGGCAGAAGGACGGAAAGGACAUGUAUGAAGACGUGGAUCUCAGAGAGACGUUACCCAACCAGGAUGGAAGCUUCCAGAAGAGAUGCAUUCUGAAAGUCUCAGCUGAGGAGCUGCAGAAACACACCUACACCUGUGUGAUUGAGCACAGCAGCUUGGAGAAGGAUUUAGUGCUGUCUGUGAGCGAGAGACGAAUCCUGAGAGAUGGAGGAUCAGGUGGAGGAUCAGAUGGAGGAUCAGAUGGAGGAUCAGAUGGAGGAAAAGGAUCCACUGGAACACACACUCUGCAGUAUUUCUAUACUGCAGUCACACCAGGAAUAAACUUCCCAGAGAUCUCCGCUGUGGGUCUGGUGGAUGGAGAGAAGAUAGUGUACUUUGACAGCAACAUCAGGAAGAUGAUCCCAAAGACAGAGUGGAUCCAGAAGGUCAAAGAUGAUGAUCCAGAUUACUGGAGCAGAGAGACACAGAAGAUGAUGUAUCAUCAGGAGGAGCUGAAAAUGUUCUUGUUUACAUUCAUGAACCGCUUUAAUCACAGUGAUGGAGUUCAUACACUGCAGUGGAUGUACGGCUGUGAGCUCGGUGAUGAUAACACCAUUAGAGGAUAUGAUCAUUACGGUUAUGAUAAUGAAGAUCUCCUUGCUUUGGAUUUGAAAACGCUAACCUGGAUUGCAGUUUCACCUCCGGCUGUGAUCUCCAAACAUCAGUGGGAUGCUACAGGAGAUGAGGCUAAAAACAGGAAGAAAUACUUGGAAGUGGAGUGUAUCAACUGGUUAAAGAAGUUUGUGUCUUACGGCCGGGAAAUUCUAAAGAGGAAAGUUCCUCCUAAAGGGUCUGUGUUCCAGCAACACUCAUCCUCUCCAGAGGUGGUGUGUCAUGCUACAGGUUUCUUCCCCAAAGCACUGCUGAUCUCCUGGCAGAAGGACGGACAGGAUGUGUAUGAAGACGUGGAGCUCAGAGAGACGUUACCCAACCAGGAUGGAAGCUUCCAGAAGAGAUGCAUUCUGAAAGUCUCAGCUGAGGAGCUGCAGAAACACACCUACACCUGUGUGAUUGAGCACAGCAGCUUGGAGAAGGAUUUAGUGCUGCCUGUGAGCGAGAGACGAAUCCUGAGAGAUGGAGGAUCAGAUGGAGGAUCAGAUGGAGGAUCAAAUGGACGAAAAGGAUCCACUGGUUUCUGAAAAGAUCCUCAGGAGGAUGGAUGAUGAAAUGGAGUUUUCCUACAUAUCUUCUUCUGUCAGUCAAUAACGCAGCAGUAACAGGGUCACGUAUAGUAUAUAACAUUACCCUAUAAUCACUUCCUGGAUUCGGCACAUUUCUUCCUCCUUUUUAUUUACUUUUUUACUAUAAAAUCUCUGUAUCACUAUAUAUAUAUUAUAUACUAUAAACGUUUGUCAUUCAGAGUAAUAAUGUGAAAGUCUCUUUGUAUAAAUAAUAAAUUGCUCUUUGUAA